Messenger RNA from Striga asiatica, 345 nucleotides. Lineage: Eukaryota; Viridiplantae; Streptophyta; Magnoliopsida; Lamiales; Orobanchaceae. The record is from the annotation of a GenBank genome assembly.
AUGUCUUACUGGCGGUUAGAUGCUGCAGAAAAGAAAGAAGAUCUGAACUUCAGCCUAGUACGGUUUCAGAGAUCGUGGGGGAAGGCCGACCACUUAAUACAUAAGCUCAAAGGUUUCCUCGUCACCUAUAUACUAGAUACUAAAUACCGUCACUUAACCGAGAGAGGGGACGACGCAUCGUCAUACUUGGGCAUUGACCGCGGAGAAUGCCUGUUCAAAAAGAGCUUGACCUUUCUUGCACGCUCAACUUCGCGAAAUUCUCCUCCAGCCUCUUACUCAUGUACGGAAGAGCUUUUCACAGCCCUGGGGAUUCUUUCUCUGGGCCAUGAAGCGGCUAAAGCGUGA